AUGAACAAUAACAUCAACAAUAAUGGACAAACGACGCAAAUCAAAUCCGCGUUAAAAUCCACCUCCCGGUCUCUCGUGUACAGACAAAACCAACACCAACACCAACAGAUGGAAAACAUGAACGAACAACAAAGACGAGUGUCUUUCCAAUCCGGACGCCCACCGGUGGUGGAAGGAGGCGCGAGAUUAGCGCAACUGCGAGCGGCGAGGAAACGAGCGGCGCAACAGAAAGCACAAGAAACAUCGUCGAAUACUAAUGGCCAAGGGAAUAAGUUACCCUUUGGGACCUCUUGGGGGAAUCAAACGGACCAAGCGGGAGCGCAAAGAAGGCGACAUCAAAAUCUAACCCAACAUUCGUCGAUGUCAUCUUCGCGAAUGGAACGGUUACGGAAACGAAAAGGCACCGGGCGACAAGUGAAACCGAGACCGUUCGUGUUGGUGAUGAAAGCGCCCGCGGAGAGUUUGGGGAGAGCAGCGCUUCCGGAUGGAGGAGCGAAGAAAAGACGAACGGCGAUGGUGGUCGAGGAGUUGGAUGGGACGAAUUUUACUGGUGAGGGCGAACACUCGGCGGCGGCAUCGAGAGACGGCGAUCGAGCCGGGUCGUUCGCCGAGAACGAAGGAUUUGCCGGGUACGAUUUUAACGGGAACAGGACGGCGCAACCGAUGUUUCGACCGAAGAGUCCGCACGCGAAAGGACAACAACAGAGAAAAGUUUCGAUGGAGAUGAAUUCGCAGUUACGAUUGCUUCGCGAGCAGCACAUGCAAGAAGGCGGAGUGUUAGCCGAAGCUAUCGAAGAGGAGAGACUGAAGAGAGAGCAAAUGGAAUUAGAGAAACGACGAGAAAUGUUACGCAAGAGCAGCAUGGGGAGCGGCGGGGAGGUGACCAACACGCCGAUGGCUGCGGAAGCGCUGGUGAACAUGUUCAACAUCCCGGGACGAGAAGACGAAGCUAUUUUGCAUCAAGACAGUCCGGAUUGGCAAGGCGUCUCGCACAUGGGGGCAGCAGGCGGUCAGUCGCAACCGCAAGUGCAACCGGUGGGAAUGUUGAACGAAAACUUGAACAACGACGACGACGAGUUUGGCGGAGGAUUCGAAGCCGGCGACGACGACUUUGACCAAGAAGAUUUAGUAGGCGGUCAAUUCGCUGACGACCGCGCGUUCGAUGAGGAAGGAUUCCCUAUUCGCAAACCUAGAGGUGAAGCGCACAAACGCUUGCGCGAAGAAAUGGCCAGAAGAAAAUCUUUAGCCUUUGGCGGUUUACAAACCAUCGUCGUCGAAGAUUUAACAGGCGGCUCACAAAAGGUGCGCAAAAGUUCGCGCCAAAGACAAAAACCGUUGGAGUAUUGGCGAGGCGAGAAGAAGGUGUACGAGCGCGUCCAUGGAUCGUUACCGACCAUCAAAGCCACGCAACGGCAAACCCGAAACAAAAUGUGGCCAAGAAAAACGCCCGGAGGCCCGUCGGAAACAUUCAGGGUGCUCAAAUUGAGACCGACGGAACAGUUCAACAAAAUCGGCGCCGAACGACGAGACUCGUUGGAUCAGUUGAUGACCGCCAGAAACGGCGCUCCUUUGCACGAUUCCGACGCCGAAGAUGAGGAAAUCUGGGACGUCGAUGGCGUCGAGUUUGAUCAACACGGUCGCAGGAUAAAAACGUUCGCCAAGACCCCGAAAGAGUAUUACGGACGAAACGGUCGCGCGACGCCGAAUUACAACAACAACAACAACAACAACAACAACAACAACAUGAACAACAACGGGAGCGGGAAGAAGAAGCGUGGACGACCUCGAAAGAAUCCAACAGUACUCGUCGAUGAAAACGACGACGACGACGGACAGCAACAACAACAACACCAAGAGGAAGAACAAAACGAACAAGUCAGAGGGAAGCACAUCCGACUGGCGCCGGACACGGACGACGAAGACGAGGAAGACGAAAGAGACGACGAGCUCGAGGAAAAUACGCGAAGGAACUCUGAAGCGAUUCAUAAUACUAACCACGACGACGACGACGAUCAAGAAGCCGAAAAGGAAGCGAACGAAGCCGCUCGCAUGGCGGAGUUGGAGCUCGAAGAAGAGAGAGAAGAAGAGGCGAGAAAAGCGUCGAAAGCGAAGGAGGAUUUGAUCAUGGAAGCGGAACAAAAGGCCGCGAUGGAGUUGAAAAUCACGCAAGAGGAGAUUCCAGAGGAGGAGGAAGAAGAGGAGGAAGAAGACGACGAGGAAUCGAGAGCGUUGAAGAAACGACUGGCGGAUGCGGAAGCCGAGCUCGAUGCGCUCGACGCGGCGAACGAAGCGGCGAGGAAGAUGUUAGAUCAACACGACGAACGAGACUCUUUAGAAGAAGACGGGAACGGCGAUGCCCUGCCGCCUUCUACUGCACGCGAGAAAGACGGGCAGGCGAAGGUUGAAGAGGAGAAGACGAGCCGGUUUUCGAUGUCUCUCGAGGCAAACAAAGGUGUAUUUUACGACGAAGAGGCGGAUAAGGAUUUAAUAGAAAACGAUCCAGCGAUUAAGAGCGGGUCGAUUAACUUGGAGGAAGAUUUGGAUGACGGCGAUGAUGAUGAUGACAACGAAGACGACGACGAUGAAGAGGAUAGAGAUGUUGCCGCCAAAAGAGAUUCGCUUUCUUCAAAAUCGGAAGAAGAAAACGACCGACGAGAUAACGACGCCUUGGCGAUUCCCAUGGACCUCGACGAAUAG
Messenger RNA from Bathycoccus prasinos, 2697 nucleotides. RefSeq lists its product with no specific name. Gene Ontology annotation, molecular function: ubiquitin protein ligase activity. Lineage: Eukaryota; Viridiplantae; Chlorophyta; Mamiellophyceae; Mamiellales; Bathycoccaceae. Bases 1 to 2697 code for a protein of 898 amino acids. The transcript has a single exon. Gene Ontology annotation, biological process: protein ubiquitination; ubiquitin-dependent protein catabolic process; mRNA processing. The record is from RefSeq and is a predicted model, not a curated record. Gene Ontology annotation, cellular component: nucleus.